CAUUAUUUUCGCUGUCAUUGUCAAAACCAAAAAUGGCCGAUGCUUGUCAGGUUCUUCGAAAACAAGAUCUGCCUCCUCCGGGGGGCUAUAAACCGAUUCCUUUUAAAAGGGUACCCGCAAAACAAUUCUUUAGUGGGUACACUCUAUUCGCUGGUUACAUUGGUAUGACCAUUGGUGCCAUCUAUUUGUACCAAUUAACUGAUAAAAGAAUCAAGAGACAUGAGAUCGAGAUGCGAUCCUCGAAAAUGGCCAUUUACCCGAUGUUACUGGCGGAACGUGACAGGGAAUACUUGAAGCAACUCAGGAGGAACCGGGAUGCUGAGGCUGAACUGAUGAAAGAUGUUCCCGGAUGGGAGGUUGGUACAUACUAUGGUGAGCCUGUAUACAAGCUUGUGCCCCAAGAUGCUCUUGUGGAGCCAAUCUUCCAUGAAUAUUAUGCACACACCAACCCCGUGGAAUGGUUUAGGAGAGCUUACAUUAAAUUGCGCUCUUAAAUACUCAUUUUAGUCUAUUUCUCAAUAAUUAUUACAAUAUUGGCUUUAUGUUCCAAAAAUUGUUUUGUCUGGAUCUAUUUUGAAGUUUGAGAAAUAGACCAAAUUGGUAAAAUUAGCACGCAAAGGAAGUAAUUUAUGUAGUUGCAUUGAAUAAAUACAAUUUUGUUUUAUUGGA
This is a messenger RNA of Papilio polytes (common Mormon), 669 nucleotides long. RefSeq names its product NADH dehydrogenase [ubiquinone] 1 alpha subcomplex subunit 13 (gene ND-B16.6). The record is from RefSeq and is a predicted model, not a curated record. Bases 33 to 494 code for a protein of 153 amino acids. Lineage: Eukaryota; Metazoa; Arthropoda; Insecta; Lepidoptera; Papilionidae. The transcript is spliced from 3 exons.